Messenger RNA from Alternaria incomplexa, 1374 nucleotides. RefSeq lists its product as uncharacterized. Gene Ontology annotation, biological process: positive regulation of transcription elongation by RNA polymerase II; transcription elongation by RNA polymerase II. Gene Ontology annotation, molecular function: RNA polymerase II C-terminal domain phosphoserine binding. The record is from RefSeq and is a predicted model, not a curated record. Gene Ontology annotation, cellular component: nucleus; Cdc73/Paf1 complex. Lineage: Eukaryota; Fungi; Ascomycota; Dothideomycetes; Pleosporales; Pleosporaceae. The transcript has 2 exons. Bases 1 to 1374 code for a protein of 457 amino acids.
AUGUCCGACGCGGGCCAGCUCUCCGACGAAGAAGUCAAUGGCCAGGCAACUCCUGCUGGGAACGCCGACGAUGGCACGCCGCUAAACACUGUGGAGGAUAACGGUCUCGAGGAUGAUGAAGAUGACCUGUUUGGCGACGGAGACGGAGAUGCAGGUGAAGAUGCGCCAGCUGAGCACCGAAAGCUUGAUGAUGCAGAGCUCGAUUCAGGCGACGAUGAGGGACGGGCAGAUCGCGUCAGGGCACCAGAAGCUGUGGAGGAGGUCGAGCAACAGACAUUUGCAUACAUGGACGCCGACCUGGCGCGACAUCCCGUUCCCGAGCCCACCGACAACGAGCUUUACCUUUUGAAAGUUCCGCGCUUCUUGUCUUUCGAAGACAAAGCAUUCGAUCACAAGACCUUCCAGCCGCCGACCACAGACCACCACUCCAAGCUCACCGCGUCUGAGCACUUCUCAGCCUACAACACCGCCAUGACCACGGUCAGAUGGCGACGCUCACCCUCGAAUAACGCCGUCCUACAGUCCAAUGCUCGGAUCCUUAGGUGGUCAGACGGCUCCCUAACCCUUCAACUUGCGACCGACCCUACAACCCAGUACGACAUCGAUGCGAACACCCUAGCCCCACCGCAAGUCAACCCCAAGAUUCCCACGCCAACGGCUGUCAAAGACGAGAAGAAUGGCAAGACAAGCGCGAAGAAGGAGAGCUACACAUACCUGGUUGCGCCGUACGAGGAAGCGAACGUUAUGCGCGUCACGAACAAGCUUACGGCAUCCCUCAAUGUCGUACCCACGUCGAACACAAAAGACGCCGCGCUGGAAAAGCUGCAAAACGACCUUGCCAAGGUCGCAGCAAAGGGCCGAGACGAUGCCGACCAAGCCAUAUCGUUUAUCAACGUUGACGAAGACCCCGAGCUCCGCCGACAGCGUGAGGAAGCUACAUUCAAGGAGAAACAGAGGCAAUUGCGCGCCCGCGAGAAGCACGAAGCGCGCCAGGCAGAGCGUGCAAACCGCACUAUGGGCCGCACCGGCGGUCGCGCAUCAGGAGGUCUCGACAUUGACGGAUUGGAAGACCGCCCAGCUCGGAAGAAGAACGCGCAGAAGGGUGGCUUACGGCGUGACUGGAGUGACGACGAGGACUACGGUGGCCCCAGGAGGAAUCGCGAAGACGACUACGAUGAGGAGGAUGACUUUAUUGCCGCUAGUGACGAGGAGCCGGAGAUCGUGGACGACGACGAUGAUCCAGAUGAGGGUAUUGCGGCGAGUCCCAAGCGAGCACGGGGUGGUGUUGCUGCCGACGAUGACGACGACGAUGAGGUGGUUGUUAGCCGGACGAAGCGGAGACGUGUGGUGGACGACGAUGAGGACGAAGAGUAG